This is a messenger RNA of Pseudoliparis swirei, 4476 nucleotides long. It is a transcript of the gene stk24a, whose product is annotated as serine/threonine kinase 24a (STE20 homolog, yeast). Gene Ontology annotation, molecular function: protein kinase activity; ATP binding. The transcript has 11 exons. Lineage: Eukaryota; Metazoa; Chordata; Actinopteri; Perciformes; Liparidae. The record is from RefSeq and is a predicted model, not a curated record. Bases 440 to 1735 code for a protein of 431 amino acids. Gene Ontology annotation, biological process: protein phosphorylation.
GUGAUGAGCGAAUAGAACAAGCGACACAACAGUGCGCAUUAAUUUACUCUUUGCGACAAUUUAAAAACCAGACAUCCAUCGCAUCACCGGGGAACUGCAGAGCCCGCGCUGAGAGGCCGCGCUGGUCCACGGAGGUCUCAGUGUUCAACUGUUUCGCUAGCUGCUCAAGUAGCCAGUCGCGCUAACGUGCGCUAACUGCGGAAGGAGAGCGAGGGGAGCUGGCGGGCGGCUCCGACAACAAGCAGACAAGUCGAGCUGACUUUCUUUUUUAUUAUUAUCAAGCGACCUCUUUAUUUCACACGUCACGUUCUCCACCUUGAGGUUAUCGGGUUGAGUUGGUGGGACGGAGCGGGCCAUCCUCACCAGGACACUCCCGUUACACCUCUGACGAGGAAGGCAGAGAGACGAGGAAAGGGGUCAUCUUCGCUGAUCCGACGCCAUGGCCCUUUCACCUCUUCAAAGUGGACUGCCGGGGGUUCAGAAUUUCAGAGCCGAUCCAGAAGAAUUCUUCACUAAGCUGGACCGGAUAGGGAAAGGCUCUUUUGGUGAAGUUUUUAAAGGCAUCGACCGUCGGACACAGAAAGUUGUGGCCAUUAAAACUAUUGAUCUGGAAGAAGCAGAGGAUGACAUCGAAGACAUUCAACAGGAAAUCACAGUUCUCAGCCAGUGUGACAGUCCCUUUAUCACCAAGUACUAUGGAUCAUACCUAAAGGGGACAAAAUUAUGGAUCAUCAUGGAAUAUUUGGGUGGAGGAUCAGCCCUGGAUUUGUUGGAACCAGGGGCCCUGGAUGAAACACAGAUUGCCACAAUUCUGAGAGAGAUCCUGAAAGGGCUUGAGUAUCUGCACUCUGAAAAGAAAAUCCACAGAGAUAUCAAAGCGGCCAAUGUGUUGCUGUCGGAACAAGGCGACGUGAAGCUGGCGGACUUCGGAGUGGCGGGCCAGCUGACAGACACCCAGAUCAAAAGGAACACCUUCGUUGGAACUCCUUUCUGGAUGGCACCUGAAGUCAUAAAGCAGUCUGCCUACGACUCAAAGGCAGACAUCUGGUCAUUAGGAAUAACGGCAAUAGAACUGGCUAAAGGAGAGCCGCCGCACUCUGAGCUUCAUCCCAUGAAGGUCUUAUUCCUCAUCCCAAAGAACAAUCCACCCACACUGGAAGGAAACUACAGUAAACCACUUAAAGAAUUUAUUGAAGCCUGUUUAAAUAAGGAGCCUAGCUUUAGGCCAACUGCCAAAGAGCUGUUGAAACAUAAGUAUAUUGUACGGCAUGCCAAAAAGACGUCUUAUCUGUCGGAGCUGAUUGACCGAUACAAGAGGUGGAAAUCGGAGCAGUCUCGGGAAGAAUCCAGCUCUGAUGAUUCUGAUGAGGAGACAAAUGGCCAGGCUUCUGGAGGAGAUGAUGCUGCCAACGAUGACUGGAUCUUUAACACCAUGAGGGAGAAGGACCUCCAAAAGUUUCAGAACGGAGCAGCACAGCCUGCUGAGCUUGAGAUGGAACAGGAGAGUCCAAAGAGGCCUUUGUCGCAAAGCUUAUCGACAAUCUUUUCUCCGUUGUUUGCUGAGUUGAAAGAAAAGGGCGAGACGCGUAACGGCAAGCCGGAGGCUGUGGAGGAGCUGCGGGACGCCUUUUUCCUGGCAGAAGAAACGCACCCGGGGAUCUGUGACUCCCUGGUGGCUGAACUAGUGCAGAGACUUCAGAGGUUUUCUGUGCCACAGACAUCUGCCAGUCACUGAGAGGCGCCACAUCCAGCUUUGCUUUAAUUCUCCACCCUGGUGGCAGCAGUCAGAUCUUUUCCUCUGACCUCCACAGCCGGGAUGAAGUCUCCCAGGAAGGUCUCCAUCACUCAUUUGCCUGAAGCAAAUCCUGGCCUAUAUAAUGUCUGUUUAUACGCUAGCACACCACCCGAGGGUCCUAUUCAGGACAGUCGGUGGCCAGCCGCUCGGCUGCCGCCAUGAAUGCCACCUGCUAUGAAAUGUCCCUUCUCAAUACCUGCCGUUUUUAUUUUGAUGGUGGAGUCUGCUGUCUUUCUGCAAGGACUCUUUGAGAUUUUGAUUUUGAUGUGUACGGCUUUUUCACAAAGGCUUACACUCGGCAUCCUUUUGGAGAAACUACCUUGCUUAAAUUAAUUGUGUGCGUGGCUGUGCGAGACGCCCUGCGAAAUGUGCGGUGAAGUGACGAGUGGGUUGAAGCGUUCUAUUGGAAACUCAGGUGUUCUGCUUGAAGUGGAUUGGGUUCUCUGGGAGAUGGACAUAGCUCUAUAGGCUGUACAGACUUGUAAAUAUGCUAAUUUCUACAGAUUCAUGAAACGAAUGAUGAAGUGUUUGUAAUGGAACCACUGUGUACAAAUGGCCAAAUGCAAUCUAGAUGAUGGUUGUGAGGUAAAUAUUUUGAGACUAAAACGGCCGUACAUGAGAUGGCCUUGUCUUUCUACUUGUUCUUUUGUAUAUCGGUCUUUGAUUUCUCCGGUCGUGAAACCUUUUCAGAAGUCAUCCAGUGAACGAGAAUGGCUGCCCUCCAUCAUGUUUUACCCUUGAUCUAUUAUACGUUUCUUAAUACUCUUUAUGGUUUCACUCUAUGCUGUGGCCGUCACAGUAUUGGAGAAUGUAAAAAAAACACACGGCUGCGGCGAGGUGUGAACCGGCCGCCGUGUUGCCGGCUCCGUUCCACACGGCCUCCAGGUGUUGAUUUGUUGGACUUGGCCUCGUCCCGUCUGUUCGGCUGUGCGUUUGUGACCGCUGACCGCUGAGAUGAACUGAGGCGCCGUCCAUCCAUUCCAUUAACAGGGCAGUGCCAUCAUUUAGUUCAUGAAUCUGCAGACUUGGAGCUGCAGUGGUACUCUCCAUCUCCUCAGCUUACCUUCAGCUUUAAUUGCACUUCAAGUAUAAAUGCCUUUUGUCUAUAAACAAAGUAGCCAUAAAACGGUAGCACGAGACUUGCAGCAUUUUUGCAGGUGUGUUGCCUGGGAUAAAAAAAAAGUCCACCUGAAGUCUCGCAGCGUGGACUCUCGUUGGCCACGCAGUGUCAUAUCUGCCUGGGUCAAAUCUCUCCAUUUGGACUUGUGAGCGGUUUUCACUUGUACAGUAAAUCAAUGCGUUGUAGACCGACUGCUCUCAGAUGUCGAUGUUCACCUGAAGACGGGCGGCACUGCGGUGGCUUCUGACUGCAUGAUGGUGUGACGGUCGAGCGCCGCAGCAGUAUGUGUUGUAGCAUACCGGUCAGGAGGAAUGUCCAGUCCGGAGUUGAAUCAGCCUUAUAUUAUUUGUGAUGAAUAGAAUCGGCUUUAAAAUGUUAGCUCCAGUGCUUUGAUUGUGAUUUCCCCCCCCCUCCCUUUUUUUCUGUGACAUUAAAAUGCAUAUGCCGCAAUACUUUUUAAAGAUCAAACAUAUUUAUUUAAUUACAUGCGGCAGUAUGAUGCAUGCGUGAACAAAUGGACAACUUUUUCUUCUUCACAGACGAGGGGCUUUUCAUAAUGCUUAUGAAGCCUGAUAUUAUUUUUCCUACGGGCAACAUAUGGUAAACAAGUUAACGCAACAGUGCUGAACAACACCGAGCUGCUCGCUGUCUCUGGGAGUUGGAUUAGAAGAUCAAUCGUUGGUAAUAUUUCUUCCUGAAACAUGCGGCUCAGCUGGCUAGCUUAGCACAGACUGUAAAACAAAUGCACGUUUCACUGCUAGCUGUGGCUUCAUAUUUCCCGUUAAGGACAGGAAGCGGUAUCCAUCCUCUUCUGUAACUCUCCGCAGGAAAGCCAAUGAGCAUAUUUCCCAUAUUGUCAAAUUCUUUCUGACUGAACAUUUCCAUACAGAACAUACAUGUAAAAAUGUCCUUUUUCUUUUCUGCUUGCUGGUUGUGGCGAAAUACAAAGUCGAGUAUAUUGUUCAAAGUAGAACCCGGUUGACCAAAUCAAGAAAAGGGACCCGACUCAACGAUCCCAUUUUAAUCUGUUUGACCGUGUUCUGCUCUUCAUUCAAACUUGUGAAAUGUGCCACGCCCCUCCAUCCCAAACUGAGACAAAUUAAAUUUGCACCGUUUGACAUGGUCUGUUAUGAUUAUAUUUUAUUUUAUGUGUUGCACUUUGCAGAUUUAUUCUUUUUUUUAUUUGUAUGGUAGUUAAAAAGGCUACAAUGUUAUGUUGCAACUCCACCAGAUUCAUUUCCUUCCCCCGUCCCUUUGUGUUGUAUGGCAAUAAAGCAGUGUGAUCGCCAAGAGUCAAUCCUUAGCACAAGUAGGCAUAUAUUCUAUUAAACUAUUUUUAUAACCCAAAAGAGCAGUAUUGUGUAAUAGAGGGAGUACCGUAUGGUUCUGUGAUGUGUCAGUAAACACUGGAGAGCAGUCACUUGAGAUGUGCGGUUCAUUUUGUGUGACUUUGCUGACGGUUUAUAGUCCAGUGUUCAUGUUUGCUCAUGCAGGACAGUGCUGUGGGAUUUAUUGAACGUUGUCAAAUGAUUUAAGGAACAAAUAAAAAUCCAGAACAAUU